Messenger RNA from Neolamprologus brichardi, 7903 nucleotides. RefSeq names its product pantothenate kinase 1a (gene pank1a). Gene Ontology annotation, biological process: coenzyme A biosynthetic process. Gene Ontology annotation, cellular component: nucleus; cytosol. Gene Ontology annotation, molecular function: pantothenate kinase activity; ATP binding. The record is from RefSeq and is a predicted model, not a curated record. Lineage: Eukaryota; Metazoa; Chordata; Actinopteri; Cichliformes; Cichlidae.
UUUUGCAUGCAACUUCAGGGUCACUACAGUUCAUUUUCAUGACUGAUAUAUUGACUGGCAGCUUUGUGCGCGCAUCACGCGUGGAGAGGACUGCGGGGAAUGAGGAUGACGGCCAACGGCGACGCUUAUAAUUAAAGCGCCCACCGCUGCACGAAGUGGUACUGUAGACUUUAGUGAAGAGUAAGCCAGCAGGGAGCGGCCGCAGUUCAUUGUUGCAUCGAAGGCGACGGGGAAUGAGUCCAUUCUUGCAUGUCUUUGUGUUAAAGCGAAGAAUUGCGGUGCAUCUCCUGCAAAAAGCAGAGAAAACCGGUUAGAGGAGGUGAACAGGUUCAGGCCUUGACUGGAGGAGCUGAUGUGACGUAGCAGUCCACCGACACACACGCGCGCGCCGGCUGCUGCUGCCUGCCAGGAUCUCAGUUUAGGGAAAUGACCGCGAGUGACCUCAAGGGAAACACUGUAUUUUAGCGGCUGUUCGCAGUUUUGUUUUUACGGACAUUAUAGUAAAAUUUACGACACAAUUUAGCCACAUACUUUAGAUUAAAAUACGUUAUGUUUAGACGCUAGCUGGUCGCUAGACUGCCUCAUUACGUUGGAAGACGGGCUAGUAUUAGCUGGCUAAGCUAAAGUAGCCGGGAUAGACACUGCUAGCGGCUGGGGCUCUUACGUUUUGUUUCCCUCACAGAUGCUAAGCUACGUUAGGCUAGGGUAGCUGCUGCCAUGGAUAAAGCCAAGUCAAUGGUGGAUAAGAAAGGAGCUUCGGGACCCUUUCAUGUUAACAAUGGGCAGAGCCAGAAGGUUUUUCACAGUCAUGUCAUGGUGGCCACUAACGGCAGCUGUUGCAGCAGCAGCAGCAAUGCAUUCGGCUCAAGCACCGUACCCAGCGGCAGCGGCACAUUUGAAAACAUGCAUCAUCUGCACCGCGGGGAUGAUGCAGAGUGCAACGGGUCCCCGGCCAAGAGGUGCAGACUACGGAGGAGGACCGAGUCGGUGCGAAAACACAGACCCCCCUUCCCCUGGUUUGGUAUGGACAUUGGUGGGACUUUGGUCAAGUUGGUGUACUUUGAGCCAGUCGAUAUAACUGCAGAGGAAGAACAGGAGGAAGUGGAAAACCUCAAGUCAAUCCGCCGCUACCUCACCUCAAACGUUGCCUAUGGUAAAACAGGUGUCCGUGACGUUCACCUGGAGCUGAGGAAUCUGACCAUGUGCGGCAGGACAGGAAACCUGCACUUCAUUCGCUUCCCAACACAGGCCAUGCCCCGCUUUAUUCAGAUGGGACGGGAUAAGAACUUCUCUAGCUUGCACACAACACUCUGUGCCACUGGAGGCGGGGCUUACAAGUUUGAGAAUGAGUUCAGAAUGAUGGCUGACCUGGAGCUGCUUAAGCUGGACGAGCUAGACUGCUUGAUUCGUGGUCUGCUGUUUGUCGAUCGGGUAAGCUUCAACGGACACCCUGAGUGCUACUACUUCCAGAACCCAUCAGACACCCAGAGCUGUGUGAAGAAGCCCUGCACUUUGGACAACCCCUUUCCUAUGUUGCUGGUCAACAUUGGCUCAGGAGUCUCCAUACUGGCUGUGUACUCAGAGAACAACUACAAACGGGUGACUGGUACCAGUCUGGGAGGUGGUACAUUCCUGGGGCUUUGCUGUCUGCUCACUGGCUGUGAGACAUUUGAGGAGGCUUUGGAAAUGGCUAGCAAAGGUGACUCUACAAAUGUGGACAAACUUGUGAAAGAUAUCUAUGGGGGAGACUACGAGCGAUUUGGUCUACAGGGCUCUGCUGUAGCAUCCAGUUUUGGUCACAUGAUGAGCAAAGAGAAGCGAGACAGCAUCAGUAAGGAAGACCUGGCCAGAGCCACUCUGGUCACCAUCACUAAUAACAUAGGAUCCAUAGCACGCAUGUGUGCAGUCAACGAGAAAAUUGAGCGUGUGGUGUUUGUUGGGAACUUCCUCCGUAUCAACACAGUGUCCACCAAGCUGCUAGCUUAUGCCAUGGACUACUGGUCCAAAGGCCAACUAAGAGCUCUCUUCCUUGAACACGAGGGUUACUUUGGAGCUGUGGGAGCACUGAUGGAGCUGCUCAAGACAACAGAGGACCCCUGAAGGAAAUUCUGUCAGGACAACAUCAACUCUUGACAAGACGAUGUCACCUGCCCUUGAAGGCCGUGAUGUCUUAAUGCUGUGACAUCAUCAACUUUUGAAGCUGCUGAAAGGUCCCAUUCGUCGAGGCCACAAAAGGAACACUAAGAGAGAACACAGAAACUGAUAAAAGCCAUUUUUAAUAAUUUAACACCUGUAAAUAACAAUGACCUCUAAUAUUCAUCUCUUAAAUUUCCCAUCAUCCCCCAUCAUAGAGGUUUAAUAUUGUAAUCUUUUAUUUAUGGUUUCCGUUAAAUGGGUCUGCUGAUUCGUGUAAUCAGCCCUAUGUCAGGAAGCAGAGACACAAAGUAUUUUAGUGUAUUUUGUUAAUGUGUUUGUGUGAAUAGCUACUGUAGCAUUACAUCCUGGGGACAGUAGUGUGCCGGGAAACAAUUUGUGCAACAGUUCUUUAAAAUAGGAUAGCUUUGCAGAAGAGUUAACUGCUGAAUGAGGGAUUUGUACCACCAGCAACUCAAGGAAACAUCACCUUUGGGCAGCUGUGGUUGCCGGUUUGUUGCACAAAAAGUAGCCCAUUGCUCUACUGUUUCUGCAGAGUGCACUGAAGCCAAAACCUGUUGAGAUUCAUACUUUACCUGCCUCCUUCAGCUCCAACGGGAAGCAAAAAAACAAACAAACAAAAAACGAUUUUUAUUUUGCUCUACUGCAUAUGGCCUUUGCUUUUUGUUUGUCUCUCCUUUGUCUGCCUAUAUGUAAGCAAAACUAGCACCACCAGAUUGCCAUGCAUGCAUACUCAACCUGCUGAGUUUAGUGUUAGGUGACGGGACCAAGACGUUGUCUUCCAACAGAUUGCAGUGCAUCAUUGAUUUCUGUUCUGUUCUGUUCUGAUUGGCAUCGCCAGAACUACUGUUGAGGACCCAGUCUGACUCGGCGGCUUGUGUUUGUGAUGUAUGAAAUACUUGAUCUAAUCUUUAUAUUUAUUUCUGUUUUUCUUUAACUUCCCUGUUUUCUGUCAGUGUCAGGAAGAUGGAAGCUUCAUUCAUCCUUUUCUGGCUUUUCUGCCACGCUGAUGCCUUGUUUGGGGAUUUGUAGUGUGAGUUUAAUAAUGUUCAGACUCAGAAUCCCAACAUAAAAAAUAGUUAGCUGAUGAUGCAAAAGUAAAGUGUCAGUUUGGGGGAGUCAUCCCAACAUGUUAGACUGUUUACCAUUCUGGUGCCGACACUGUUGGUAGCUGUUUUAGGUUUGGUCCAUUAAUUGUAUUUUCCCCCAAACCCCAAUUACUCGUCUCUAAAAACAAGCACUUACAGAAUAUUAAGAGUUGUCCAACAUUCCCAAGAAUUUUAAACAGGUACUUUAUGCUUGCUAUGAAACAACCAUGAAAACAAAUUGUCUAAAUUGAAAUAAUUGGUGAGUAUUAGCCACAAAUAUGUGGUAGACUUUGAACAGAGAAUGGGCUUCAUAUGCUAUUACUGCCUGUUUGCACUGAUCUAAGUCUAUAUUGACACUAGCACUAUAAACAAGUCUAUUUUUAACACUUAGGAUCAGAGACUCAGACCCUUUGAACCGAGAGCCAGUCCAGAUUUCUGCACUGAGGUAACCGGGGCUAAAGUAACACACUUGUAUAUUUAUCAUAUACUUGAAAAUGGCACGUAGAGCUUUAAUAUGUAAUAAUUUAGCAUUGCCAUUUUUUAAAGGAAACAUAGCGUGAUCUGCGAUUAUUUGAGAAUGCUGAAAUUUAGUUAACAUGAGCGCAUGUUUGCAUGGUCACAGGAAAGGUUUGUGUUAUUUACUAAGCUUAGAAACAACAGUUGUAGAGAGUCCCACUACUAGUAAAUUUUCCAUUUGCUAUAAGAAUUGUCUAGUGUUUUUCGAGAAACAGACCACAAGUGUAUUACGCUGUUAUGUCCCACCCAUCUUCACUUCCUAGCCUGAACCUUUACAGCCUUUCUUUUUAUCAUAAAAGCAGCUGAGCUAUAAAGCUGGGCAAAGCAGGAAAUACUGUCCACUGUUUUAUAUUAGGCGUAACUGUCUACCUGCCUUUACUCUCCCGAAUAGGAACUAUGCUCUUUCCGCAAUCUCGAGUUAGUCGUCGCUUAAUUCGUUUAAUCAUUAGACUUUUUAUCAACACUCACACCUCCAGCUGUGUUCAGUAUUGCGGAUUUUCGUGAAAAUCUUACCUACAGUACCUGAAUAACACAGAAACUUAAAAUUACAAGGGUAAAAUCCUAAGGAUCUAGCUUAAUGUAGCCUACUAAAGUAUUCUGAACAUUUUAUUGACAAAUAUUGUCCCCACUUCACCAUCUAACAUACACACUGACUACACUUUGACCCUGACCCUUAAGCUGCUUUGCUGAUCUGUUUGUUUAACACAUAGGAGGGUAGGAUCAUAGACCACUUUUUGUGAAACGUUUAUUUUAAUCUGACACCCAUAGUGCAAUAACAUCUAUAAAGAUUUUCUUGUGAAUUGAAAAUGCAUCAUCGUUUCCCAUUUGGUGAUUGAACCGAAUCAAAAUAGAUAAUUGUACUUUUUUUUUGUGACAAAUGGUUUGGGUUAUCUGUCUCAUUGUAGUCCAGCCAGUGUGAUUCAUACUAAAAGUUUGUAUUCAAUUUCUGCUGAAAGGUUAACAGGCUUUAUAAGCUUUGUAAUGGCUUGAACAAUGUAAAUGCCAUCACUUAUGCAAGUGUUUUGAGUAACAGUGUAGUGAAAUAAUGGAGGCAUAAUAUUGUGAAGAGAGGUUUUGCAGUUGCUUCCUCAAAAAUGAUCAAUGUUUCCUGAUGUUUUCUUUUAGCUGUGAUGACACUGCAAACUGUGACACAAGCUAUGCUUUCUUCUCUGUGUGUUUUUCUUUUUCUGUUUUCCCCCCUUUGCCUUGUACCAACUGAUGUUUGGAUGUUAAUUAGUGACCUCAAUCUGUCAGGUGCCACUCUGCUUUAAAAUCAGGCUGGAGUUUGAUAACUUGUGCCACCACUUCAUUUAAUCUGAAAAAAGCAAAUCAUUUGCCUUUUAACAUGUGUUAGCCUGGUUGCACCGUGUUUGUGCCCUUCAGUUCCCUGCUACUUCACCUCAUUUUUACAAGUUUUAAGUUUUACACUUGCUUUUUUUUUCCUUUUCAUUAGUACUGUAACAGAAGAUUCAUUGCAGUUAAUACCCAUUCAGAGUCUGAAUAUCAAAGUGUCCACCUGCAGUCCCAAGUGGAUCUUGGUACAUAAACAACAUUAACCUUAUGCGCUAGCUUUGGUUUCCUUUGUUUUUUAUUUUAUUUUGGUAGAGGUUGUGACUGUCUUUUUUUUUUUUUUAAUCCUUAUUUUUUGUGGCCAGUAAGGAGUGAUAAUGUGAGUUGGCAUCUUUGUGUGUGUGUGAUUUCAAAAUGUCUAAAAUGCCUGUUUUAUUUUGUUUGUUUUGUUCUCUAUUGAUGUUUCCAUUGAUUUCAGUUGGCCCAACAGACCAGUGUAAUUUCUUCCAGCCGUCAUAAUCUGUCAAUGUGCAGAAAUCUGUGGGAAAGCGUUGAGUUUAUCUUAGCAAGUUUUUGAACACAUAUCACCACUGUCUGCAGAACAUUGUUUCGCAGCACAGGGGAACAUCUUUUUAUGGAAACCAGUGGUUGUAUCUUUUUACUUGGUGUUAGGGGAAGCAUUUUGAGAUGAUACAUAAUCACUGUAGAACAUAAAUGAUAUGUUGUUAAUGUUACUGUUCACCCCUAUAUCCCCACUAACAAUUGCAAGCUAUUACAUAAUUUUCAUACUCCAGAAAUUUGAAGCUGGUGUUAUAGACUGUUGUGGGAUUAUGGGAUUAUGGGAUUAUAUUGAGUUUAGAUACGUUUAGUAUUGUUGAAACUAACUGGUGUACUUGCAUACUGUUGUAGCUUCACUGUUUCUAAUGAGAACACUUGCUGGGUUUUAAAUUCUUCAGAUAAAAUGUUUAUGGAACUGCAUCAUGCUGUAGAUAAAAUGUGAAACAAGAAUUAAGUCCUUUUAAGGAAAUGAACUACUAAGUGGUGGGUUUUUCUGUUAUCAUAAGUGAUCAGUGUGGGUGUCUGUCUGCUUUCACAGCAGUCUGAAUUUAGAGUUUUCUGCUUGAACAUCACUAACACUUUUUUGGUGUUUUAUUUCCCAUAGGAAGGGACCAUCUGUAUUCAGACCAGUAUGUAUUUCUAUGUACUGUACAGAGUCUUGGCCUACAGCAGGGGUCCCCAAUUCCAAUCCACGAGGGCCGGUGUCCCUGCAGGUUUUAGAUCUCACCAUGGGUUAACACACGUGAAUCACAUGAUUAGUUCAUUACGAGGCCUCUGGAGAACUGAAGACAUGUUGAGAAGGUAAUUUAUCCAUUUAAAUCAGCUGUGAUGGAUCAAGGAGACAUCUAAAACCUGCAGGGACACUGGCCAUCGUGGACUGGGAUUGGGGACCCCUGGCUUACAGUGUCCACUGAACUGCAAAUCUUAUGUCAUCAUAGUGAAAUCUAACCAACAAGCUAUGCAGUAUCUCGUCUGUUGAUAUCUUUGUCCCCACGUCUCUUCUUUAAUACCUACCAGAGUUGAUUUGACUUGAUGUUACUCUAAAAGAUAUGCAACCCUGUUAGUUUUUCCUUCUGAGAAAUCCUGUUUGAAUCUUGACAGAGAGAGAGUUUCUCCUCCUGAAGUUUCUGUCCUGCUGAUUUAGUUAACACUAAUCAAGGUGGAUGCUCGUAAUCAGGAUGUUUCAGACCCAAUUAUGCAGCAGAAGAAGCUCUUUUUCUUUUCUUUUUUUUUCCAGAUGUGUCUGACAGUUAUUUUUGAAUGGUGCCAGAUGUUCUUCUAAUCUAGUCUAUCAUGUUGGAUGGAUGUUUGAGGGGGAAAAAGUAUUUGAAAUGUCCUGGAGCUCUGUAGUGUUAGUGAAACCUAAUAUUAAAUACAAGCCACUGUGAUGACAUGUUCCUCUGACCUUUUGCUUGUCUAAUAUCUUUCACACCAUUUUCCUAACAUUUCCUCAGAGGUUGUUAAUCUGGUCGAACAUCCUGGUACGAGAAGACAUCCAGCCUUUUAACUGUUUUCUGGAAUGCUUGACUGGCGGGGCAGAUAUUGUGUAUUUGAUUGUACAGAGAUUUUGUAAAUAUUAAUAUGAUAUAUUCUACACCAGCAAUCUGUCCGUUGAUAAAGUUGUUUUAACUGUUCAGAGCCAGGUUUCCCAAGCACGACUCACAAUCCCAAUGCAGACAGAAAAUGCAUCAAGACAAGACAGAGUUAUUACCUUUGCCAAUAAUUCUAUUGGGGCUGUAAUUUAAAACUGUUGGCUAAUUGUGCUGUGAUUGAUUAGAUUAACUAGAUACUAAGUUUUGUGACAUUAACAUGUAAUUGUGUUAAAUUUGCCAAUUGGAUAUAUAAUUAAUAUAUAUAUAUAUAUACAUUUUACAUUUAUUACCACUUGUUUGUAUACAUUUCCCCAUUGAAUUCAAAUCCAUUUUACUUCGUUACCAAGGUUAUUUCUUAAUCUAAGUUCAACUUAACAUUAGAUGGUGAUGAAAGAUGUAGUUGUUGAAUCAAAGCUUGUUUGGAUGCUCUUUGGUGGCCUCAGUGGGGGGGUUGCCUGUUUUCUGUCUGCUGGAUUUCAGUGCUGGUUGUUCACCUUGGCUCGCCUGCAUUUGGGAAGUUUUGGGAAUCCCAGUGCUGGUUGUCAGCAUCAGUUCUGCUGCUGCUUUUAACUCUGAUUUGGGGGGAAAAUGGUUUUUAAAAAAAGUCAGUUUAAAAAAAUGGCUCCCUGCCUUGUGCAAUGUGUAUGUACUGAAGUGAAGAGAUUUUUUUUUUCUAAAGAGAAAUAAAACUAAAACUGGAUGAAA